GCCAUUUUGGCUCAAGUAGAGGUGGGACGCUCGCCCAAGACCGCGGCACCCUGAGCCGUGCGAAGACCGCAGCCAUGGGCGAGCCUGCAACCAAGAAGGCCAAGACCGAGCGUACCUUCCUGUUCUCGUCGGAGUCCGUGAACGAGGGCCACCCGGACAAGCUCUGCGAUCAGGUCUCCGAUGCCGUGCUGGACUGCUGCCUUGCGGGCGAUCCCAAGAGCAAGGUCGCCUGCGAGACCGCCACCAAGGACAACAUGGUCAUGGUCGCGGGCGAGAUCACCACCCAGACAGCGAUCGACUACGAGAAGGUCGUCCGCGGGGUGGUAAAGAAAAUCGGCUUCGACACCUAUGUGGAUGACCUGUCCAGCGUGGACAGCAAGGGUCUCAGCGACACCACGUGCGAGGUCCUGGUGCGCAUCAACAAGCAGAGCCCCGACAUCGCUGGCGGCGUGCACGUCGGCAAGGACGAUAUGGACGUCGGCGCAGGCGACCAGGGCAUCAUGUUCGGCUACGCCACCGACGAGACCGAGGACUGCAUGCCGCUCACCCACUCGGUCGCGACCAAGCUCGGAAAGAAGCUGACGGACGUGCGCAAGGACGGCUCGCUCUGGUGGCUGCGCCCGGAUGGCAAGACGCAGGUCACCAUCGAGUACGUGCAGAAGGCCGACGGCUCCGUGGAGCCCCAGAAGUUCCACACGAUCAUUGAGUUCGACUGCCGCCCUGGCGCCAUCGCGGUGACGCUGGCCCUCGCGAAGGUGAAGUACCAGGAGACGCGGCAUACGGCCACUUCGGCGCGAGGCGUACACCAAGGAUGCAAGAAGUAUUUCGAGUGGGAGAACGCCAAGGACGUCAAGAAGUACGCCUCGAUGGAUUCGGCGCAGGUGUCUGCGGCACUGAAGGCGAGCAACUACUUGACUAAAUGGGUGGACUGA
Messenger RNA from Prorocentrum cordatum, 932 nucleotides. The record is from the annotation of a GenBank genome assembly. Lineage: Eukaryota; Dinophyceae; Prorocentrales; Prorocentraceae.